UUUCCUCUCUGCUCUCUAACAUCCAAAUGGGUAUGUACUGGGUUUUCUUAAAGAAUCUUCUGGACUUUAAUGUUGUGCUCUGUUCAUAUUCAACACACACACAACCCCCUUCCUUGUUCGUGUCCCUCUUCUUCCACUACACUAUUUUCCUGACUGUGGCAUUGGCAGCAUCUAGAAACAGAUCAGAGGCUUCUCCAGCCUACUCCAGCAGAGGUGAAAAAAUACCCCCGGGUCCAAUUGCCGAGCAGAGAAACUGCAGGCAGCCCAAAAAAAUACGACUGGGAAUCAUUCUUGAUAGAGUGAAAGGUGCCCCACCGGGCAAUGGGGCCAUCCGGCUGACAGGUUACCAUCAGAAAACUGGUCAGGUGAUUUGCACCAGCAAUUCAGGAUUUAAUUAUUGCACUAAUUUCAUCAGAUCAGAUAUCAAACACAGUUAUUUCCUAUUUGGAGAAGAACAGGUAAUAUUUUGGGAUGUUCUGCCACAAGAAGAUAUGAUCCUUGUUGCUCGCUUUUAUCACUGCCCCAAUGAAAGGGAAGCAUCUGCAUUCUGGGACAACAAAUUCACCUCCCAUUAUCCAUCAUUAGGGAGUGAACAAUGGUUAACUGCCUGGGCUGUGUUCAGACUAACCAAGCGGUUUGAAUCUUGUGAAGUGAUGUUUGCAGGUGCAAAGAGGGAAAAGGAAUCCAGAAUGACUACAUGGAAUAUUGGAACCCAUACAUCAUCUCUGUAUCAAAGUCCUGUGCCAUCUAUAACAGUUUUGCCCACUGUGCCAGAACACAAGAGGUAUGGCGAUGCUACUUUGAGGCUACACAUCUUUAGCACCCAAAAACCUGAGCUGCCUUUCCCACCAGAAUCACCAGCCAAAGUUGAUCCUACAGAAGCCUAAUCCCAUACAAGUGCUAGAGGAAGAAUAGUUUGUUGUUGUAAACUAGAAUGGCUUGGACUCAUCUAUCCGAAACAGAAUUCAUAGAAGAACCCAAAGGUGGGGUUUUUUUUGUCAAGACAUCAUUCAAAUAACAUGGAAAAGAAGUCAAAUGUUUUUCUCCAGUUGUCUCCCCAGUACAGUAACUACUCAACACAUUCUUCAUCUUGAGGAUUUUGUUUUUGCAGUGAUUUGUUUGUUGUGUUUUGCGACCUUCUUGAAUGAAUACAUUUUCCGAUUUGGAAGUAACAGUUAAAUUUACUGAUCUAGGAUUAAUAAUCUAUCAUAUGAAAAACUAUUGUGGAAGGAGCAUGGCCAAAAACAAGUUACUCUUACCUUGGAAAGAUAUCAAUCCCUAUAUAAUCAUAUGAUUUAUAAAUGAUACUGUUCAUUCUGCUUAGGAACUAGAUCUGCACUAAUAUACUGUAGUAAUAAAAAGGCUGAUUUAUAUCAUUCUAUGUAAUCAAAGUAAAUAGUGUUUUAAAACUGUUCUUUUCCGUUUUUCCCCCUUUUUGCAUACUUUUUUCUUUACUUCAGUUAAAUAAAUUCCUAUUUUUGCUAAUGUAACUACCCCUUCUUAAAAUGGAAUAUGAAUAUUCCCUUCCAAAUAAUUUAAAUUUAUUUACCAUCAUAUUCUGCAUUUUUGAUACUUAAGAUCUUAUACUUAUUUUCCAUCAUCUUCCUUUAGGUUAAUGGUCAUUCAAAGAAUUUCAAGGCUAAGUGGAUUUGAAUUCAAAUUGAGCAUUUUUUUUUUUAAAAAAAUGGCUUAUCUGGUUUUAAUGAGGGUGUGAAAUGGUGUAAAUAUAUUUGGAUAGGCAGCACAAACUGUAUUUUCCAGUGGAUGUAAUGGCCUAUUUAUGAAUACAUAAUAU
Messenger RNA from Crotalus tigris (Tiger rattlesnake), 1795 nucleotides. RefSeq lists its product as uncharacterized. The coding region runs from base 27 to 887 and encodes 286 amino acids. Lineage: Eukaryota; Metazoa; Chordata; Lepidosauria; Squamata; Viperidae. The record is from RefSeq and is a predicted model, not a curated record. The transcript has 6 exons.